Eurypyga helias (sunbittern) is the source of this 1414-nucleotide messenger RNA. RefSeq names its product peroxisomal biogenesis factor 13 (gene PEX13). The record is from RefSeq and is a predicted model, not a curated record. Gene Ontology annotation, cellular component: peroxisome; peroxisomal membrane; peroxisomal importomer complex. Gene Ontology annotation, biological process: protein import into peroxisome matrix, docking. NCBI's taxonomy places the organism in Eukaryota, Metazoa, Chordata, Aves, Eurypygiformes, Eurypygidae. Gene Ontology annotation, molecular function: protein binding.
GUCUGCUGACUUGGGUGACAAUCUGCUGACCAGGCCUGGACCGCCUACAGUUGCACGAAUACCUCCACCGAUUUUGCCAAGACCCUCACAGCAAACGGGAAGCAGCAGUCUGAGCACUUUCAGGCCAGCAUAUAGUAGUUCUUUUUCUCCAGGCUACAGUUCAUAUGGAACCUCUUUUUAUGGAAGCUAUAGCCCUUACAGUUACGGAUAUGGUGGUUUGGGUUAUAACCGCUUUCGUACAGAUGAUAUUCCUCCCAGCAGGUUUGUAAGCAGAGGGGCAUUUCAGUCCAUUGAAAGUAUUGUGCAUGCAUUUGCCUCAGUCAGCAUGAUGAUGGAUGCUACCUUCUCAGCUGUGUACAACAGUUUCAGAGCGGUGUUGGAUGUAGCCAAUCACUUCUCCCGCCUCAAAGUACACUUCACAAAGGUGUUUUCAGCUUUCGCUUUAGUGAGAACUAUAAGAUACCUCUACCAACGUCUGCAACGAUUACUGGGUCUGCGGAAGAGCUCCGAGAAUGAGGAUUUGUGGGCUGAAAGUGAGGGGACGGUAGCUCGUGUUGGCCUUGAAGACAAGGCAGCUAACUCUGCAAAAUCCUGGCCUAUUUUCUUGUUCUUUGCUGUUAUAAUGGGAGGUCCCUAUCUGAUUUGGAAACUGCUUUCUACAUACAGUGAUGAAGAAACAGUAUCGAGUAACUGGGCGAGUGGAGAAGAUGAUCAUGUAGUUGGGAGAGCAGAAUAUGACUUCAGUGCACUCUCGGAAGAAGAAAUUUCUUUCCGUGCUGGUGACAUGCUAAAAUUAGCACCCAAAGAACAACAACCCAAGAUCCGCGGUUGGCUUCUGGCUAGUUACGAUGGCCAAACAACAGGACUUGUGCCAGCUAAUUACAUCAAAAUCCUGGGCAAAAGAAGAGGUAGGAAAACAGUGGACCUGGAGAGGGUUGUCGAGCAACGGCCAGCCUUCACCAGCCCAUCUGUUAGAGGAUCCGCUGCUGCUGUGACCUUAGAGGAGCAGGAGGCUGCUUUUGAUUCUGUUUUUGCUGCAAGCAAUAAAGCUCCCGUUGCAUCUGACUCUGCUGCGGUUAGUGGAGAGAAACAGGAACUCUAAUGCACUUUAAUCAAGAAAGCAACUGAACUGUGCUUUAUUGAUAACAUUUAAGGUUUGUUGAAAAUCUGUCUUGUAGUGGAACACUGAUGGGUCUGUACCAGUUAUUGCUGCUACUGACUGGCGGAGGGAUGGAGAAAUGAUUGCUCAAAUUUGUAAUAUUUAUUUUUGACUCACCUGAAGCUGUACAUUAGUGAUUCUACCCAGCCACCUGGCAGCAACUGUACAAUCUUGAGGAGGAGAAUUGAGGCAUUUAUAACAAAGCAAACAACAGAAGAAUAGGGACUGCCAGCCUGUUCUUGUUAAGGAGACAAA